UAUACAAUAUUUCAAGUAAAUUUUCCUCAGAGAGGAAGUUUUGGAACGUAGCCCAAGAAUAGGGGCCUUUUCUAAUCUCAAUAGUCGUCAAUUUUAACGCUUAAUAUCUUGUUUUGCGAGGCUGAUCGCCGCGGUUUUCUGCUGGAUUCUUUCGUUUUAAGUGAAAACACGUUGACGAGUUUAAUUUCAUUAAAAUCGGAGGUGAAGGAGCUUUUAACAUUUAUCAAUAUCAAUAUAUUAAUAUAAUCUUACAUACUGUGAUUCCAUGUAUAAAACUUAAAAUGCUCAAUGAUGGAAGAAGAAUCUCAAGUGAUAGAACAUUUUUUUGGAGUAUAUUUAUUAUAUUGUAUGAAUCCAAAAUAUAAGGGAAGAACUUAUAUAGGUUAUACUGUGGACCCAAGACGUAGAAUUAAGCAACAUAAUGCUGGUAAGAAGCACGGUGGAGCAUGGAAAACUAGUAACAGAGGACCAUGCACUUCUGCACUUAGAUUCGAAUGGGCUUGGCAACAUCCAGAUGUAAGUAGGCGAUUAAAACACAUUCCUAAGAAGAAGUCAUCGCAGAAAAUACUUGAUUUUCGAUUGAUAGUACUCUCUGAGAUGUUAAAAAUUGGACCUUGGUGUCGUCUACCUUUAACUAUACGAUGGUUGGACUAUCAAUUUUCAAAAAAUUAUUACGAACAUAUAUCUCCACCGUUACACAUGCCCAUAUGCUAUAGCAAAGUCACUAGUUGUAAAGUUAAACAAACACAAAAAACAAAUGAAGAUAAUAUUCUAUCACAAGAAUCACAAUUGCCAAAAAAAUCAUUAAUGUUUUGUUCUCUUUGCGACUCGAAUAUAAUAGAGAAAGAUUCUGUCACUUGUGUAAAACCAAAGUGCCUUUUGAUUGUUCACUUAAUCUGUUUAGCAAAAGAAUUUUGUAAAGAUGAUAUGAUCUUACCAAUCGAAGGUAUUUGCCCUAUGUGCAAGUCUAAUGUCCUCUGGGGAGAUCUUAUAAAAAAAAAGAACGGUUGUUAUCAAGAUCUUGAAGAAAUUGAUAUUAAUUUUUCCAAUAAUGAUAUUUAGUCAAAUAAAUAAGAUCUUAUAAUUAUCUAAAAUAUAAUAAAUACGAAUUUUUACCUUGUACUUUAAAUCAACAAUCUAAGUUAUCACACCUUUCGCGCGCGCGCGCACACGCACGCACGCACGCACGCACGCACGCACGCACGCAUAGUGCAUAAUC
Messenger RNA from Acromyrmex echinatior (Panamanian leafcutter ant), 1219 nucleotides. RefSeq names its product structure-specific endonuclease subunit SLX1 (gene slx1). The record is from RefSeq and is a predicted model, not a curated record. Gene Ontology annotation, cellular component: Slx1-Slx4 complex. NCBI's taxonomy places the organism in Eukaryota, Metazoa, Arthropoda, Insecta, Hymenoptera, Formicidae. Gene Ontology annotation, biological process: double-strand break repair via homologous recombination. Gene Ontology annotation, molecular function: 5'-flap endonuclease activity; crossover junction DNA endonuclease activity.